ACAUGCGAAAUAUAAAUAAACAAAAUGUCGGACGAUGAGUGCAUGUACGACGAUGAAGAGUAUGACCUGGAGUAUUCCGAAGAAAGCAACUCAGAGCCAGAUGUCGAUCUAGAAAACCAGUAUUACAAUUCUAAGGCACUCAAGGAAGAUGACCCAAGGAGUGCCUUGGAAAGUUUUCAAAAGGUUUUAGAAUUGGAAGGGAAAGAUAAAGGCGAAUGGGGCUUUAAGGCAUUAAAACAGAUGAUCAAAAUAAACUUCAAAUUGGGAAAUUUUCCAGAGAUGAUGAAACGAUAUAAACAGUUGCUGACCUACAUCAAAUCUGCUGUAACUAGGAACUACUCAGAAAAAUCCAUCAACUCCAUUCUGGAUUACAUCUCCACAUCCAAACAGAUGGAACUCCUGCAGAAUUUCUAUGAAACAACAUUAGAUGCCCUAAAGGAAGCUAAAAAUGAGAGACUGUGGUUCAAAACUAACACCAAGCUUGGAAAGCUGUAUUUUGAUAGAGGAGAUUACCAAAAGUUACAGAAGAUCCUAAAACAACUUCACCAGUCCUGUCAGACGGAUGAUGGGGAGGACGAUCUGAAGAAAGGUACUCAGCUGCUGGAGAUUUAUGCUCUGGAAAUCCAGAUGUACACAGCCCAGAAAAACAACAAAAAAUUAAAGACACUGUAUGAACAGUCUCUCCACAUAAAAUCUGCGAUCCCCCACCCACUUAUCAUGGGAGUGAUUAGAGAAUGUGGAGGGAAAAUGCACCUAAGAGAGGGCGAAUAUGAAAAAGCUCACACAGAUUUCUUUGAGGCCUUUAAGAAUUAUGAUGAAUCUGGAAGUCCAAGAAGGACAACUUGUCUGAAAUACUUAGUGCUGGCAAACAUGCUAAUGAAGUCAGGAAUUAACCCAUUUGAUUCACAAGAAACAAAGCCCUACAAAAAUGACCCAGAAAUCUUGGCUAUGACUAAUUUAGUGAGCUCCUACCAAAAUAAUGAUAUUAAUGAAUUUGAGAAAAUCCUAAAAACAAAUAGGAGAAACAUCAUGGAAGACCCUUUUAUAAGGGAACACAUAGAAGAUUUACUUAGGAACAUCAGAACACAAGUGCUAAUUAAGUUGAUUAAACCUUACACGAGAAUUCAUAUUCCUUUCAUAUCAAAGGAGCUGAAUAUUGACCCAACAGAAGUGGAAAACCUUCUAGUGUCUUGUAUUCUUGAUAGUGCUAUCCAUGGACGGAUUGACCAAGUAAAUCAGGUUCUGGAACUGGACAGAGAAAACACAGGUACGGCCAGGUACAAUGCCAUGGACAAGUGGACAGCACAGCUACAGAGUUUACACCUGGCUGUUGUCAAUAAAACAACUUGAACCUCUAGGAAAAUAUAGCAAUGAAUGUGAAACUUUAGUCAAUGACUCUAAUAUUUAUCUUUAAAAUUUUAAUAUAAAAUGUAAAACAAUCCCUGUUCAAUUUGAGCUAAGUCCAAUCCUGAUACUAGAACCUGCUAGAUCUGCGCAAAGAUAGACUUUAGGAGCAGAAUUUAUUUAUAUCAUUUUACAAUGUUUCCAAACUACUUGGUAUGUUUUUGUUUCCAAGUCAUCCAGCGAUGAGUGUUAUGUAGUACCUGUACUCGAUUUCACUGGAAAAAUCAUGUCACAUUAAAAUAUCAUAUUUGAUUUUCAGAGAAUAUCAUUAUAAUUACUGUCUUUAAAUUGAUUUUGUUGUUUAAAGCUUGAAUGUUUUUGAAAUAUACAAAAUUCUCAUGUGUGUACAUGUGAAGGACUGAAAAAUGGAGAAAACUACAUGUAUACAUUUUUGUAAUGUAUAUGAAAAAUAAAAAUCUGAAAUAUGUAA
Messenger RNA from Saccostrea echinata, 1834 nucleotides. RefSeq names its product COP9 signalosome complex subunit 2. The record is from RefSeq and is a predicted model, not a curated record. Gene Ontology annotation, cellular component: COP9 signalosome. Bases 25 to 1350 code for a protein of 441 amino acids. NCBI's taxonomy places the organism in Eukaryota, Metazoa, Mollusca, Bivalvia, Ostreida, Ostreidae. The transcript is spliced from 13 exons. Gene Ontology annotation, biological process: protein deneddylation. Gene Ontology annotation, molecular function: protein binding.